AUGGGAACUAAGCGCCCCCUCCAUGAACGAUCACCACCUGGAUUGGACAUUGUACCAGCCAGUCAAAGAAGACGACUUUCUUUUUCUAACAGUGACUUAUCAGAUACUCGACAAUUAAAGGGCCUCUACGAACUCUGUCUUGAUCAAGUACUCCGAGGAUUACACCCAGUUUCAAGAGACACGGCUAUUAAACUUGCUGCAAUUCAAUGUUUCGUACAAUAUGGACCUUUUUAUGAUGGAGUACAAAGCAGUGUUCGUGCUUACAAUUUGUUACCGAAAGAAUAUUUACAUGCAAGGGAACACGAGAAAAAUAUAAUUGAACAAUACCGAAAUUUAAUUUUUCCAAACGACAUAGCUGCUCAACGGAAAUAUUGUGACAUUUGUAAGAAUCUUCCAACAUACGGAAUGAUUUUUUUCAAUGUAAAGGAACCUGUCCGAAAUAGUGAGCUUUUAGAUUUUAUUAGAAAUAAUGGAAAGACUGGGGAACUGGUGCCUCGUCUAUUUGGUGUUAAUAAAGAAUGUGUAAUGAGUGUUGACAAAAAGAAUAAGGUUGUUCUCAAAUCCUGGCCGUUGGAGCAACUUAGGAGAUGGGCUGCCUCUCCAAAUACUUUUAAUAUUGAUUUUGGUGAUUAUCAAGAUGGAUAUUACUCUGUUCAGACGCCAGAGGCAGGGAAGAUUAAACGACUCAUAGCUGAAUUUGUGGAUAUAAUACUUAUCAAAAAACAAUUAGUGGACCCUUUUGGUGUUGAGGGGGAUGAAGGGGCUAUUAUGAUUGAAGACUUUGUACAUCGUGCCCGUUCUGUUCCUCUAUCGGCCGAGGAUUUACAGCAAAUACAGGAAAGUGAAAAAGAUGUUAGAAGAGCAAAACCUGUUGAACCUCAUGAACGUUAUGAACAAGUUGUUGUUCCAGAAGGCUUUGUGCCCUCAAUGGAUGAUCAGAAAUUAAUUGAACAUUACCGCCCAAUGACAGUUCCGAUUCCGGUUGCCGAGUUUCCAAGGAGUUAUCAACGUCUUCCUAGCGCUCCUCCAUUAAUUAACAUCACCCAACCAACAACUCCCCAAUCCCCUAUUCAUUUUACCCAGACAGAACGUUACGAACAAUUACCCCCGCAAAUUUUUGAAGAAACUACCAAAAUUUCACCACAAAAUGUUCCAGGCAAUUUUUAAUUAAAAAAUAUCGUGAAGAAGCCUAUAAUCUUUAUUAAAAAUUUUCAGUGUCUUCGAAGCCACCAGAUAUUCUUCAAAUUCAAAUCCCACCACCUUUGCUACCGCCACCUGUUUCUGUUGAAAUUAUUGAUAAUUCUAGAGAAAAGAAACCCUUACAACCUCCGAUUUCACCACCACCAAUCACCACCAAAGUUGAUUUAAUUCGAGAACAAUCCGAACAGCAUCAUUUUUCAGCCUUUACCUCCAAUCAAAUUGCCUAUGAAAUUUGUUCU
Messenger RNA from Meloidogyne enterolobii, 1439 nucleotides. NCBI's taxonomy places the organism in Eukaryota, Metazoa, Nematoda, Chromadorea, Rhabditida, Meloidogynidae. The record is from the annotation of a GenBank genome assembly.